Molecule: messenger RNA, 2965 nt
Organism: Mollisia scopiformis
Lineage: Eukaryota; Fungi; Ascomycota; Leotiomycetes; Helotiales; Mollisiaceae
Exons: 9
Coding region: 331-2808 (825 amino acids)
Molecular function (GO): ATP-dependent chromatin remodeler activity; ATP binding
Source: RefSeq, a predicted model, not a curated record
GCUGGGAACCAUUGAGCCGCAGAUCGUACUGAAUGGACCGUAAGUUGCGCAUCAGACUAGAAAUAGAGCAAUUGAGACUGAUCAUAAGGAUCCAGAGCUGAUGCUGUGAAGACACUUGUUGGACAAGGAGAAUGGCAGAUCCCAAAGAUACUUUUUCCCAGUAACGGAGAGAUUGAAUACGAAGCAUCCGAGUCCGAAUACGAGAAUAAAGAUGCGAAGGAAAAAGAAAUCGACGAGAAGAGCGACAUUUCAAUAAGAGACAACUCUCUAGAUCUCCCUCCUCUAUUGACAACCACAUCUGCUGCUGUGGGCGAGUUAACGUGCUUUGGAAUGAUUCACAACGCCAAUAUGAACGUGUUAGACACUGAAGAGUUAUCUAAUCUCGCUCUUGAGACUGUGUCCGAAUCCCCUGGAAUAUAUGAGCUUGAGCUCUCAAGUACGGGUCACGUGUUUUUCGUCGGCACUCCUUCGAUCUCACAUCUUGCAGUCAUGAACGAAAAGACCGCUCGAGUGCUACAUGAACUCUCUCAAAUUGAGUCAUGUAGGUUCAGAGUCUAUCUGUCCGCAGACAUCUAUGCAUCUAUUUUUGUCAAAGACGUCAAAUCAGAGAAGAAGAUCGUGCUCCAAGUGGACAUCGUCAUCUAUGGCGCCCAUACAAGCAAGUGGAGCGUAGGUUGCCUCUUUGCCGAUUCCAAAAUAUAUCUACAACAUCCAUGUUAUCAAGAUGUGGAUACUCCUUACGACAAUCCCCACGUUCUAGUCAUUACGGACCUACUGGCUAGUUCUUCUCUGUCAUCUCCUGCGCUGUCCAGGACGCGAACACCAGUGAGCGAGUUUGAAGAACUCAUGAUGACUACGAAUACGGACACCGACGACUCAAUCAGAUCUCAAGAUCUUUUGCAACGUCAGGUGGGCAAGGUCUUUGGCUCAUUAACAAGAUUCAAGUCACUGAAAAGGCUUGAAGCCGAUAUCAGAGUCACUACAAAGUUAUUACCGCACCAAGAAGAAGCCUUAGACUUUAUGGCUCAGCGAGAAUUUGGUCCCGUUCCCGAGCAGUUUUCCCUUUGGAUGACCGCGAAAAAGUCUGAGCAAACCUAUUAUGAAAAUAAGAUCACGGGAAAGAAGGAACAAAAUCGACCAGAGGAGACUUUUGGGGGCAUCCUAGCAGACGACAUGGGCUUAGGGAAGACACUGACGGUGCUCUCUACAAUCAUACGUACUGCCAGCAGCGCGAAGGAAUAUGCGGAGAUUGAUAGAGAUGGAUGCGAACUUCCCAGUUCUAGAAUACAAAACGUCCCGCAGAUACCUUCCCGAGCGACACUUGUUGUCGUCCCUUCACCAAUACUAAUUGAUGGAUGGAAAAGAGAGGUGGCGGCACACUGUGAUGGGUCGCUAAACAUCCACGUCCACCAUGGUCGAGAUAGGGCAGUCGAACACGCUGCUCUCGCAGAUUAUGAUAUUGUUUUGACUACCUACCACACUAUUGCUGCGGAAGCGCUAGACCCACAUCCUCCUCUGAACCGUAUUAAGUGGUUCCGCAUUGUUCUUGAUGAAGCACACAUAAUCCGGCGGAUGAGUACAAAGCUGCACCAAGCAGUAUCGAUGCUGUCGUCCAAGUUUCGUUGGUGUUUAACUGGAACGCCAAUUCAGAACAGCCUAGAAGACCUCGCAGCGCUCAUUGCCUUCAUGCGCUGCUCACCUCUCGACAGUAUGAUAGAAUUUCGGAAACAUAUCAUCUCUCCGGUCAUGGGAAUGGAAACCCAUGGUGUCGAGAAUAUUCGCAAUCUGUUGGAUUCGGUCUGUUUACGACGAACCAAAGAACUUUUGAACCUCCCAGAAACGACCUACGAAGAUCGACGCAUAGACUUCUCGCUAGCAGAGAAUGCCUAUUAUUCAGCUACGCAGACCGAGAGGAUUGCUACGAUUAAGAAAAGUGACAGCCAAGGGCGAAGAUCCAAAGACUUCUUUAGGAUGUUUCAACUUCAUUUGCAACUCAGACGAAUCUGCAACCACGGGACCUUUCACAAAGCAUCCUCGCAGGCUGGAGAAGAUGGCGAGUUUGAGCCGGGACAAGCAUUCGAAGUUCUCAGGAAGAAGCGGCUCGCCAGAUGCGAGUACUGCAGAACGAAGAUCGUAGGAUUGGAGGACUUGGGGAACGAAGAAAAUGUGGGGAAGUUCAGUACCUGCGGUCACCUCUUUUGCACGAAGUGUUACCCAAAGUACGACGAGUCUUUGCAGACUAUUUCAGGAGCUAGACUGCAAUGUUCGAUCUGCUCGAGGAAUACUUCUUCGAGAUCGGCAAUAUUGAAAGGAGAUUCGGAGGCCAGCUCCACUAGUUAUCAGACCCCGCGUUUGCAUUUCGCUGAAGGUGGGAUAUCCUCAAAGGUGGCGGCUUUGAUGCACGAUAUAAAGAACAAAUCAUCCGAGGGCAAAAGCAUCGUAUUCUCCUGCUGGACUCGUUCACUUGAUCUGGUCGCACAUCACUUAUCCUUGCAGAACAUCGACUUUGCGCGAAUCGAUGGGAGUUAUUCUUUAUCUCAACGACAGAAGAUACUCGACGAGUACGAGAAAGACGACCACACCAGAAUACUGCUUAUGACUACCGGUACUGGAGCUGUCGGGUUGAAUCUGACUGUUGCAAAUUGCGUGUACAUUCUUGAGCCACAAUGGAACCCGAUGGUUGAGAAGCAAGCGAUUGCGCGUGUCUUGAGACUUGGCCAACAUCGAGAUGUAAAGGUCGUGAGGUACUUCGUUAACCAAACUUACGAAGUGGUAUGUUCCAUCUUCACGUGUGAUAGGCCUCGCUGACAAUGGCAUGUAGAAUAUGAGAUCACAGCAGUUGCGAAAAAAAGGAUUGGCGAAACACAUGGACGGAAGUAGCGCUGUGUAGUAUGAAAGGCUGGCUGGAUUUCCAUGGCUGAUGGAUAUGGUCUUGCAAAUCACUGCCCUAGGUACAUCUGUGCUC